GUAAGCCCAACUAUUGAUAUCCAUUAUAUUCGCAGCACCGGUAGCUUAGGGCGACACUGCAUCUCUCUCUCUUUGUUGAACCUUUCUCUGAUUCCAAAACCCUGUCGCCGUCGUAACCAUGCCGCAAGGGGAUUACAUUGAGCGUCACCGAAGAGACUAUGGCUACCGCCUCGACCACUUCGAGCGCAAGCGCAAGAAAGAGGCUCGUCAAGUUCACAAGCGCUCUGCAAUGGCUCAGAAGGCUCUUGGUAUUAAGGGGAAGAUCAUUGCCAAGAAAAACUACGCUGAAAAGGCGCAGAUGAAGAAGACUUUGGCCAUGCAUGAGGAGUCAACUUCGAGGCGCAAGAGUGAUGAUAAUGUUCAGGAUGGAGCAGUUCCUGCUUAUCUUCUGGACCGUGAUAACACGACCAGAGCAAAGGUUCUCAGCAACACUAUUAAGCAAAAGAGAAAGGAGAAGGCUGGGAAGUGGGAUGUUCCUCUGCCUAAGGUGCGUCCUGUGGCUGAAGAUGAAAUGUUCAAAGUGGUCCGGUCUGGGAAAAGAAAGACCAAGCAAUGGAAGAGAAUGGUUACCAAAGCUACAUUUGUUGGGCCUGGUUUUACCAGAAAACCUCCAAAGUAUGAACGGUUUAUUCGUCCAACAGGAUUGCGGUUCACUAAAGCUCAUGUUACUCAUCCAGAACUUAAGUGCACAUUCAAUCUAGAAAUAAUUGGAGUAAAGAAAAAUCCUAAUGGUCCUAUGUACACCUCUCUUGGUGUCAUUACCAAGGGAACUAUAAUUGAGGUGAAUGUUAGUGAACUUGGUCUUGUCACACCUGCGGGGAAAGUUGUGUGGGGUAAAUACGCUCAAGUUACUAAUAACCCAGAAAAUGAUGGUUGUAUAAAUGCUGUUUUGCUUGUUUAAGGUCAUAGCAACGGUUGGAGUUCCAACGUGAAUUCAAAAUCGGUGGUCAAAGUUCCUCCCUCUCCUAUGUUCUUUGCUGUCUAAUACUAUAUGACAGUAUCACCACCGCAAAUGUUCGAGGUCCAGGGAAGUUGUCUGGGUAAACAGUGAAAGCAUUUUAAUUAUCAGAUUGCAAUACUGACAGAUUCUAUUAUUUUUUGGAUGUCAUUGCUAAUGGUCGGUUCUAGCUCCUGACAUUUUGAGGCAACUAUUGUACAAGAAUCAGACAAGUCAGAUAAAUUUAUAUAGUUUAUUUGUAAGACACUGCAUUUUAAGAUACUGCAUUUAUAGUUUAUGGUACGAAUAUUAUGUCAUGUAUUACCAAUUACCAAAUUUUAAUGAUUGCCCAAGUAGACUUUAUAAGCAA
Molecule: messenger RNA, 1307 nt
Organism: Cajanus cajan (pigeon pea)
Lineage: Eukaryota; Viridiplantae; Streptophyta; Magnoliopsida; Fabales; Fabaceae
Product: Ribosomal protein S8e family protein
Source: RefSeq, a predicted model, not a curated record